Hevea brasiliensis (rubber tree) is the source of this 3342-nucleotide messenger RNA. RefSeq names its product squamosa promoter-binding-like protein 7. Lineage: Eukaryota; Viridiplantae; Streptophyta; Magnoliopsida; Malpighiales; Euphorbiaceae. Gene Ontology annotation, molecular function: DNA binding. The record is from RefSeq and is a predicted model, not a curated record. The transcript has 10 exons. Bases 742 to 3036 code for a protein of 764 amino acids. Gene Ontology annotation, cellular component: nucleus.
AAUCAUGUUAACUUUCAAACACAGUUUUAUUUUUUAAAUCUGUUCGGACCGCGAACAGGCGGUGGCCACUCGCAGCAGUCAUACGCAACAGAGAACACAACGGAGAACGGGUACCUCUACUGAAUGCAACUUUUCCAAAGACCGAAAGGCCGACACCAUAUGUCGUCAUUACUUUGCUUCAGUUCUUCUUGACAAGGAUGCUUCAUCUGUCCUCCCCCACUCGCCACCGCUACACGCAACCUCCACCAACUGUCCGUUAUUCCACGCCGCCCCCACCGUUGAAGCAUCAAUCGGAUCAGCGUUAAGAUUACUCCAUUAACUGUCCACCGAAAAAAAAAAGAUUAUUCCACUUACUAAUAUUAUAAACAAAUCAUUUUCAGUCCUAAACUUAAUUAAAUAAAAUUAAAUUAUUUGGAUAAAAUUAAAUUAUUUUUUUAUUAAUACGAAGUUGCUUUAAGAUUUUCCAUACAACAGGUCAAGUCCUCAGUUUGAUUAUAGCUAUAUUUGGCAGCGGCCCGUCUCAAGAAAGCGCGUGGAAUUGCUAUUCUAAGGACAACAAUCGAGUAAUAUUCCAUGUCGCCACAAUAACCUCAUUUUGUUUUCCUCCGACGACGACUCCCUAGCCCUCCAAGCCAAACUGAACUUUACCCAUCGCUUAACAACCGGGCCAAUUUCUAUCUGUUACUUCUCCUAAACGCCACCUUACCUAUCCUAAAAUAUCUAGGGAUUUUCUCCGCCGUUAUGGGACCUUCUCCUCCACCUUCACCCGGAGCUCUUCGGCCUAAGUUUCACGAUAUGGAAAUUCACCCGCCUGUGUCGGAAGACCCUUCGUCUUCAGCUCUCUGGGACUGGGGAGAUCUGUUGGACUUCACGGUGGACGAUCAAUUCCCAAUAUCGUUCGAUUCCGUCGGUACUUCAACUACUAUUGAAGUCAAUCAAAUUGAGACAGCUCCAGUUCCGGAUCGCGUCAGGAAGCGCGACCCGAGGUUGACCUGCUCCAAUUUUCUUGCGGGAAGGGUCCCCUGCGCGUGCCCAGAGCUUGACGAGAAGUUAGAAGAGGAGGCUGUACCUGGGAAGAAGCGGGUCAGAACGACCCGGUCCAGCGUGGGUGUUGCUAGGUGUCAAGUGCCUGAGUGCGAGGCAGAUAUUGGCGAGCUUAAAGGAUAUCAUAAGAGGCACAGGGUUUGUUUACGCUGCGCUAAUGCUAGUGCUGUUGUACUUGAUGGGGAGAACAAGAGAUACUGUCAGCAGUGUGGGAAGUUUCACUUGCUGUCAGAUUUUGACGAAGGCAAACGGAGUUGUAGAAGAAAAUUAGAGCGUCACAACAAUAGACGGCGAAGAAAGUCCCAUGAUUCUAAAGGAGCUGUUGAUAAGGAACCUCAAGGGGAUUUACUUAGAGAAGAUACUGCUUGUGAUGGUGAAGCUGGAAAAGAUUGUCAGAUAGUUGAGAAAGAAGCAUUAAUUGAAUCUGAAGAUGGUAAUGUUUCUAGCCUUCACUCUGGUCCCAAUUCCCAAAAUCUCAAUAGCGAUAGUGGUUUAUCUGUUGGAACCCCAAAGGUUGGAGUGAAAGACGAUUCCAAAUUUUCGCAUUCUCCUUUCAAUUGUGACAAUAAGAGUUUUUACUCGUCUGUGUGCCCAACAGGCCGGAUAUCGUUCAAGCUUUAUGAUUGGAAUCCUGCAGAAUUCCCUAGAAGGCUUCGACACCAAAUUUUUGAAUGGUUGGCCAGUAUGCCAGUUGAAUUGGAGGGAUAUAUUCGCCCUGGUUGUACAAUCUUGACUGCAUUUCUUUCAAUGCCAACGGUUAUGUGGGCAAAGUUAUUGGAAGACCCUGUAUCAUACGUGCACGAUUUUGUUAUCACUCCUGGAAAAAUGCUGUCCAAGAGGAGCCCAAUGCUAGUUUAUCUGAACAACAUGAUCUUCCAUGUUAUGAAAGAUGGAAAUUCAGUGAUGAAAGUAAACUUGGAAGGGCAAGCCCCAAGGCUUCACUAUGUUCAUCCUACAUGCUUUGAGGCUGGGAAGCCCAUAGAGUUUGUUGCUUGUGGAAGUAAUCUUUUGCAACCCAAAUUUAGGCUUCUGGUGUCGUUUGCUGGGAAAUAUCUUGCAUAUGAUUAUUGUGUUGCGUUACCACAUGGUCCUACUGAAGGAUGUUCUGGCCUUGACCAUCAGCUGUGCAAGAUAUUUAUUCCUAAUGUUGAGCCAAAUGUAUUUGGUCCUGCAUUUAUUGAGAUUGAAAACGAGAGUGGCUUAUCAAACUUCAUUCCUGUGCUUAUUGGGAAUGAAGAAAUUUGUUCUGAAAUGGAAAUAAUUCAGCAUAGGUUAGAUUCAUCUCAACUGUCGAGUGGUUCACAGUGUGAGGUUUCUGCACGUAGACAGAUGGCUUUUUCAGAAUUAGUUGUGGAUAUAGCAUGGUUACUAAAGAAGCCUUCAACAGAAAGUUUACAACAAAUUAUGAGCUCUUCACAGAUUCAAAGACUCAAUUCCUUAUUGAAUUUUUUGCUACACCAUGAAUCAACUGCCAUUUUGGCUAAAAUUUUGCAGAAUCUGAAAAUCAUAGUGGAUGAAAUGGAGAAAACAAGGGUAAUGUAUGGCAUUAGUGAUUUUGAGAUGAGCCUAUUACAGAAAUAUAUGGAUGGUGCCAGUGAUAUUCUUCAUCAAAAGGUUAAGCAAAGUGAUAAUGUGGAUGAAAGGGAUUUUAGAAGAUGUUCUGAAACUGACAUGCCAUCAGUUGCUCCAUUCACCAAUGAGGACUUGGAGAAAAACUCAAAUGAGAAGUUGAGAGUGAUGGCAAACUCAUCUGCUAGUGACAGGACUCCACUUUUGAGUAAAGAGGUUGUUGUGAAUGUGAACCUUGGCAAGGAAAGGCCAAACAGGUCAUGUAGUCUCGUUUUUUCUAACAGAGUCAUGAAGUUUCGCCCUGCAGUAUUUUUAAUCGCCACAUUUGCUGUUUGUUUGGGAGUCUGUGCCAUCCUCCUCCACCCUAACCAGGUUAACAAAUUUGCAGUGUCUAUCCGCAGAUGUUUGACAGACAGACUUUAGAUGCUAAAAUGAGCCUUUGCAUCCAAAAUGUCUCCUGUGGAUAGCUUGCUAUGUACAUUCUUUUUGUAUUAGAUCGAGCUGAGCUGCCUCAAGCUUUAGCAGAGGGGGCUACAUUUCUGACAGACCCUAAGCAUCAAGAAAACUGAUGGCAUUUCCAAGUGACAGAAAAAGAGGUUAUUUGUUUAGUUUCAAAAUUCUUUAUAAGUUAUGUUUGUGCCUUGCUUCAAAUCCUUCUGACCUUAAGCUCAUGUAUUAUCUGUUUUGUUGUUGUGUGAUAAUGGGGAAUAAUUAGGAAGGGUUUUGUUA